AUGAUAGCGUACGUGGACUGUCUGUCCCCUGAGCUGUUGGGGGGAGGGGGCGUGAGGGUGGGGGCUCGAUGCUGGAAGGGUGGGUACAGCGAGGAUGAGGAUGAGUUGCUUCCUCUCUGCUCGAAAGAUGUCAGAAAGAUGCCCUCCCUGCAGCCCAAGAGCGAGGGCAGUCUGAGACGUCGUCUGCUCACCUCCAAGAUCCACCAGCAACGAGACACACUGUGGGCUCCCAGGCCUCUUGCCCAGGGUCCCCCGGACAACCAAGGCCUCCAGGGGCCACUACACAGACAGGACUACCCUGGCCCUUAUCCCGAGCCCAAGGCCAAACCCAGCCCCUCUGGCCUGGUGCUCCACCACCUAACAUGCUACUCCUCCCAGGGCUCCCAGCAACAUAGGCACAACACAGGCUACUCCCUGACCCAGCUACAGAGGACCAGCUAUUCUCCCCCAACCCCCGACCCCCAUCCUGGGUACAGCUUCGCCCUACCACCUUCUUCUCCUCCAGGAGCAGCCAGAUACAGCCACACUGGACCCCGAGGCUACCCAAACCCUGGAGCCCCAGGAUACCUUAACCCUGGACCCCCAGGCUACCCCAACCCUGGAUAUCCUGGCUAUACCAAAUCUAACCCAGGAUACUGUAACCCGACCUACACCACAAGCCCCAGCAGAAGCCCUAACCAAGGACACCACAGCACUGCCAAAGGACCCAGCAACUCUUACCCCAACACUGGAUAUCCUUCCCCGGGACAGGGUUCUACCUUGUCCCCCCCAGGACCCAGCAACUCUUACCCCAACACUGGAUAUCCUUCCCCAGGACAGGGUUCUACCUUGUCCCCCCCAGGACCCAGCAACUCUUACCCCAACACUGGAUAUCCUUCCCCAGGACAGGGUUCUACCUUGUCCCCCCCAGGACCCAGCAACUCUUACCCCAACACUGGAUAUCCUUCCCCAGGACAGGGUUCUACCUUGUCCCCCCCAGGACCCAGCUACAGCUCUACUUUAGGGUUCGCCCCCCAGUCCCAGCCCAGCCUCCCCUCUACCCUGCCCCAGCAGAGGAAGAGCUUCUCCCCCUUCCACCUGCUCAGACGGCGCAGCUACAACUCCAGCCACAUCCCCUUCUCACACACACCCCAACGCCAAGACUGGAGAGCGGUCAGUCUGGACAAGGACAGGAAGUGGUCAGUACACUACACUUCCCAGAAUCCUCAGCAGGAGACACGGCCCUCCUGUGUGGACAACCUCCGCACUGUUCUCAGAGGCGUGCAUGUUCCAGAGUGCGACAGGAAGCUAAGGAGCGAUGGGUACGGCAGUUCACAGUACCUCUCCCAGAACCCUGCCUACCUCAACCCUAGCCAAUCAGAGGACAGGCUGCAUGAUGACAAGGCCGGGAAGGACAGAAGCCGGAAAAAGUCUACAGCGGCAUCGCCAGACGAGGACCUCUUGGCGUAUUCGUUCCGGCCUCCGCCGAGCCCCCCAUUGAACUGUUACGAAAACAUAGAUGACACAGUUAACGGGGGCGACAUCACGACCACAGUCGCAGAGGAAACGGAAUGGACCAAGCCCCUCCCCCUGCCGACACCAGAGGAGAAGAUGAGGCAGCAGGCGCAGGCCAUCGCCGCUGACAUAGUACCCAUUAAUAUCACUGGUGAGAGUUUUGAGCGUCAGGCCAGUUUCCGGCGAGCGUUAGCCAACACAGACACUCUGAUCCGUCAUCCCCGUAACAAACUCACACGCCGCAAGACCAUCACCGGAAUACCUGAUGACGUCACCAGAGAUCUGGAACAUGAAGCUGAUGAAGGGUCAGGGUGUAGUAGAACAGUGGUUCUGCCUGGUCAGUACUCUACUUUGGGCCGGACCGGCAGUGUCAACACAGCCCUGCUACAUCGCUCUAUCAUACAGCGCUCACAGACCCAGUCACACACACCCUCACACACCCCAGAGGCUGGCCAGACGGGGGAGGAGAGAAGAGAGGAGGGAAGGUUGGACGAGGAGAGGAGAGAGGAAGAAGAAGAAAGGAAGGAGGAGAGGAGAGUGGUGAAGUCAUCAGUGCGUCGGAUCCGGGCCCAGAGAGGACAGGGCAUCUCUUCUCUGAUGGCCUCUCUCACCCCGACCCUCACCCCUAACCCCUCCCUUAAGAUUCACCCUCACCCUAGCCUCACCCUCACCCCCUCCUCUUCCAUGGGCAGUGUCUCCCUGGCGGGUGAAGAUAGUGGGGAGGGCUUCCACAGCCUCCCCCAUCAGGACACCUUGUCCUCUGUGAACAGCUGCCUCAGCACCCCCUACAGGACACUCUGCGACACUGCACCCUGCUCUAAGGACCAUGUCUUCCAGAGGCAGUCAGGGAAGGGUUGGAGCAGCAAAUCCCAGAGUCAGAGCACCUUUCUCAGGGAGGACUGGAGCUACGAGCCCCUCCUACCCUCCAGCCAUUCCUCCCCCCUCCAUCCUCUGUCCUCCAUCUCCUCCCCCUCUCAGACUGACUGCAGCUCUCUCUGCUCAUGGGACGCAGACACCGCCGGACACUCCCCCUUGCAGGGGCUCAAGUCCCACAGCCACGGCUGCAUUUCUGCCAACUACGCCACCGGCAACAACCGCUGUCCCCAGGGUAACCAAGACCACCACGGUCUCCAUAGCAACAGCUGUAACCUGUCACGCAGUAUCUCGCUGAGGAAGUCCAAGAGUCCCCCCGCUCCCCCCACCCGCUCCACAUCGUUACUGCGUAAAACUGGUCAGGGAAAACCGCUGCGAUACAACUUCAAGAAUGACCCUAACAAACCUGGAGAUAGAGAGGUGGUGGUGGUGGCGGUACAGAGGAGUCUCCAGACCCCCAGUCCUGCUCCCGUUUCUCCUCCGGUCUCCCCCGGGGGGUUUGAAGUGUUCGAGGAUCCUUGGGUCCCCCGCUGUCUUAGCCUCAGCAGUCUGAGCAGGGGGGAAAGGAGAGCUGCUGAUACAGCCAGCCAGAUCAACCAGGUCCCUCACUUCCACAGCUUCCACCAACAGCCCAACCCUGGUCAGUACCUGGACUACCCUCCCAGCUCCCACCUCAAGCAGCCUCAGCACUCUGUGCCCCGCUCAGCCAGCACUGGAGGGGUGAGCCUGCCUAUGGGACCUAAAAUGACCGCCUCUUCUCCUAAGAUGGCCGCCUCUGCAGGGAGACUGCAGCGUCUGGCCUCCAACUCCAGCGGAUACUCCAGCCAGUGCAACACCCCAACCCCCUCCUCACCCCAAACCUCCUCCUCACCCCAAACCCCCUCCUCACCCCUCCCUUCCUCCUCCUCCCUUCCACUCACCUCCUCCCUUCCCAGGACUCGUUCUACCCCUGGCAGAGGAGGGCCCAAACCCCCCAUCCCAGAGAGAAAGUCCUCCCUCCUCUCCUCCCCCUCUUCCUCCUUUUCUUCCACUUCCUCCCUCUCUUCCUACACCUCCGCUGACUCUGCCAGAUAUCCCCCUCUCCCCCCUCUUCCGCUCCUCCCUGGGUCCAACACUCCUCCCUCUCUACCUCCACCUCCACCCUACCCAUCCCUUCCACAACGACAAUCACUCCCCUCUCCUCCUCCUCUCCCUCAACUGUGCAUUUCUCGCUCUCUCCCCUCUACCCCUCCUCUACCUCAGCUAUACCUCCCAUCACCCCCUCCUCUUCCUCAGCCAUCCCUCCCAUCACCCCCUCCUCUACCUCAAGCCCCUCCAGAACUGAAAGAACCAGAGAGUCUGUCCCUCCCUGCUCCACACCGACCACUGCUCAGCAGACUGACAGAACCAGAGAGUCUGUCCCUCCCUGCUCCACACCGACCACUGCUCAGCAGACUGACAGAACCAGAGAGUCUGUCCCUCCCUGCUCCACACCGACCACUGCUCAGCAGACUGACAGAACCAGAGAGUCUGUCCCUCCCUGCUCCACACCGACCACUGCUCAGCAGACUGACAGAACCAGAGAGUCUGUCCCUCCCUGCUCCACACCGACCACUGCUCAGCAGACUGACAGAACCAGAGAGUCUGUCCCUCCCUGCUCCACACCCGACCACUGCUCAGCAGACUGACAGAACCAGAGAGUCUGUCCCUCCCUGCUCCACACCGACCACUGCUCAGCAGACUGACAGAACCAGAGAGUCUGUCCCUCCCUGCUCCACACCGACCACUGCUCAGCAGACUGACAGAACCACAGAGGCUGUUGGAACAGAAGAAGCCCUCAUUCCCUCAACAACCCCACAGACGCCUAGAACCCCUCAGAAGCCGAAAACACUGGAGAAACCUAGAAAACUGGAGAAGCCUAGAAUCCCAGAGAACCCUAGAACUCCAGAGGCUAGCAUGCUAGAGAAGCCUAGAACACGGGAGAAGCCUAGAAUCCCAGAGAACCCUAGAACUCCAGAGGCUAGCAUGCUAGAGAAGCCUAGAACACGGGAGAAGCCUAGAAUCCCAGAGAACCCUAGAACUCCAGAGGCUAGAAUGCUAGAGAAGCCUAGAACACUGGAGAAGCCUAGAAUCCCAGAGAACCCUAGCACUUCAGAGGCUAGAAUGCUAAAGAAGCCUAGAACACUGGAGAAGCCUAGAAUCCCAGAGAACCCUAGAACUUCAGAGGCUAGAAUGCUAGAGAAGCCUAUAACACUGGAGAAGCCUAGAACCCCAGAAAAACCUAAAGUGGUUGUUCUCAGUAGGCCACUGAGAGCAGUGGUUAUAAGUUCUAGCCCUCAUGCUGAGAACAGUGAACCAGUGUUACAGAACAGAGAACACACACCUCGACAGGAGACCACACCCUGCCACACCAACGGCCAACUAGAACACUCAGCGUGGGCAAACACACCCACACACUCCCCUGCUACCCCCUCCUCCACCCCCCACAAACAGAAGCCUCCUGUUGCCCUGAAGAAGCCCAAACUAUCCCUGAUCAUGCCCCCGCCCCUACUGAGGACACACCAGACAGACACACCAACACCACCACCUGUACUGACAGGUACACCUCCACAGCCCUUUGUCCCAGAGACACCACCCUUACUGGGGAUAAAUCUGGCACAGACAGAGUCCCAGACAGAGACCCAGCCAAAGCCAAAGCCUGAAUUCCCCUUCCUGAAGCGCUACCAGACUGAAUACUAUGUACCAGAGUUACCGCCAAGGCCCUGUCCUCCAGAACCCUGUGUACCAGAGUUACCGCCAAGGCCCUGUCCUACAGAACCCUGUGUACCAGAGUUACCACCAAGGCCCUGUCCUACAGAACCCUGUGUACCAGAGUUACCGCCAAGGCCCUGUCCUCCAGAACCCUGUGUACCAGAGUUACCACCAAGGCCCUGUCCUACAGAACCCUGUGUACCAGAGUUACCGCCAAGGCCCUGUCCUCCAGAACCCUGUGUACCAGAGUUACCACCAAGGCCCUGUCCUACAGAACCCUGUGUACCAGAGUUACCGCCAAGGCCCUGUCCUCCAGAACCCUGUGUACCAGAGUUACCACCAAGGCCCUGUCCUACAGAACCCUGUGUACCAGAGUUACCACCAAGGCCCUGUCCUACAGAACCCUGUGUACCAGAGUUACCGCCAAGGCCCUGUCCUCCAGAACCCUGUGUACCAGAGUUACCACCAAGGCCCUGUCCUCCAGAACCCUGCGUAGCAGUGCCACAGCAGGAGUUAGGUCCACUGGAGAUGGAGACAGACACAGAGAUAGAAGCAGAGACAAAGGCAGAGUGUGGGUCGGUGCCAUACACAGAGCUGGGGAGAUCAGAACCUGAACCAGAGGAGAGCUGGGUGAUGCAGGAGGAAGAAGAAGAGGAAGAGAAGGAGGGUGAAGAGGUGGACAGCAGUGAUUCUGGAAGUUUCUCUCUGGAAGAGAAGAGAGACGCCCUGAGCAGUGCACUGUCAACUGACAACCUGAGGGGGGCACUACUGCUACCGGGCCUGCCUCUCCAGGAGGAAGAGGGGGAACUGGGGGAGAAGAGGGAAGAGAGGCGCGGUCUGGAGACAGACAGGGCCAGCAGCUCCACAGGGUCCCUGAGCUCCAGAGAAGACAACGGUGAAGUGUUUGACAUUUCUUCAGCGGAGGAUUUGGUGACACCAGCACGACCACGGACUACCGAGGACCUGUUUGCUGCCAUACACAGGUCUAAGAGGAAAGUUCUGUGUCGCAGGAACUCUGAGGGUGAGCAAUGCUGUGUCUUCUCCUCUUCCUCCUCCUCCUCCUCCUCCUCUCCUCCAAUGACCCCUACAGGCCCUAGCCCCACCCCUCUGCGAACUCUAGAGGUGAUAGGGUCCAGUAGAGUGAGAGGUCAUAGGUCAGGGGUCAGCAGCAGCAGCAGCAGUGACAGCUUCAAGGCUCUGCUCCUGAGGAAGGGAAGUCGCUGCGACCCUGCAGCUCGCAUGUCUGCAACCGAGAGACUCCGCAUUACCGCCCCCAAACACCAGAGUCCGCCACCACAGAGACAGAGCUCACAGAGCCAGCCCCAAUCAGACACACACUUGCAACUCCGAGUGAAGUCACACACCCACACACCUCAGCCCUCUCCACACACGCACCUAGACGUACCACAGCCUCAGUACAGACAGAGACCACAGUCCAAGUCCAGCUCCUGUCCCUAGACGUACCACAGCCUCAGUACAGACAGAGACCACAGUCCAAGUCCAGCUCCUGUCCCUAGACGUACCACAGCCUCAGUACAGACAGAGACCACAGUCCAAGUCCAGCUCCUGUCCCUAGACGUACCACAGCCUCAGUACAGACAGAGACCACAGUCCAAGUCCAGCUCCUGUCCCUAGACGUACCACAGCCUCAGUACAGACAGAGACCACAGUCCAAGUCCAGCUCCUGUCCCUAGACGUACCACAGCCUCAGUACAGACAGAGACCACAGUCCAAGUCCAGCUCCUGUCCCUAGACGUGCCACAGCCUCAGUACAGACAGAGACCACAGUCCAAGUCCAGCUCCUGUCCCUAGACGUACCACAGCCUCAGUACAGACAGAGACCACAGUCCAAGUCCAGCUCCUGUCCCUAGACAUACCACAGCCUCAGUACAGACAGAGACCACAGUCCAAGUCCAGCUCCUGUCCCUAGACGUACCACAGCCUCAGUACAGACAGAGACCACAGUCCAAGUCCAGCUCCUGUCCCUAGACGUACCACAGCCUCAGUACAGACAGAGACCACAGUCCAAGUCCAGCUCCUGUCCCUAGACGUACCACAGCCUCAGUACAGACAGAGACCACAGUCCAAGUCCAGCUCCUGUCCCUAGACGUACCACAGCCUCAGUACAGACAGAGACCACAGUCCAAGUCCAGCUCCUGUCCCUAGACGUACCACAGCCUCAGUACAGACAGAGACCACAGUCCAAGUCCAGCUCCUGUCCCUAGACGUACCACAGCCUCAGUACAGACAGAGACCACAGUCCAAGUCCAGCUCCUGUCCCUAGACAUACCACAGCCUCAGUACAGACAGAGACCACAGUCCAAGUCCAGCUCCUGUCCCUAGACAUACCACAGCCUCAGUACAGACAGAGACCACAGUCCAAGUCCAGCUCCUGUCCCUAGACGUACCACAGCCUCAGUACAGACAGAGACCACAGGAGGAAGGCGGUGUGGGCACUGACUGAGCGCUUGUUCCCUCUCUCCUCCCAAUCCUCCCCCUCCUCCCCCACAUACCCUUCCCCCCCCUCUCUCUGGGGGUGGCGACCCCCCCGCUCCCCCACUCCCCCCUGCUCAGCCAGCCGAGGUUUUGCUCCCCGCAGCCGACUACCCAGCAGCCCAAUGACUGCCAUCUCGGAACAAGAGGGGGAGGGGGAGGGCGAAUCACUGGAGGGCGAGGGGUCGGCCGAGACCAUCGAAUUGGCCCACAAUUCAUACAAGACUUUUUGGAUUGGUCAAGCUCACUGAAGGACAGGCUGAGGCUACCAAUGGCAGCCUUGAUUGGCAGGAGUGCAGGACCAUGGAGAGACACAAGGCCCUGUUCUCCCUCCCCCCCAUCUCUCUCCCUGGAGGGCAGCGUAUGGAGCACCAGAAGGGUCUCACUGGCCUGCUCAUACCCAGUACAGAGGCUCCCGUCUGGGGCUAAGGGACUUUACGUAUCCUGCACACAUGGGGGAAACUGUUGGAAGUCAAACAAUACUGGAACUGAAACAUACUGGCCUCCAGACUGGCUGUUGUACGGGAUGAUUGUCUCUGUUAAUAGAUUACAGGACAGCGUGAAUGUUGUUGUUUUCUGACCUGUUGCUUCAGUCCUCGAUCUAGUUUUAGCAUGUAGCGGUAUACAGUUUGAUGAUUAAGAAUACAACAUUAAACUAUAUAUUUUAAAAAGGUAUUCCGAGGUUUCAGUUACCAAAGACAACAUGUCACUCCCAGUGAAUCGGCAGCAAGGGGGCAUGUCUGAGAAUGUGUCCUUGAUUAUGAUUGUCCUGUUGUUUGGAAUCAUGAUUGGAGGAAUGGAAUCUAAAGUUAUCCUAUAUUUAUAUUAUUUUUUACUGCUUAAUCCUCUUUAAAUACUCUGUUCACUUGUCAUUUGACUAUAAAAAAAAUAUAUAUAAUCUAGUAAGUACAUGCUUCACUGUACAUUGCAGGGUUCUCAUCUCAUUUCUAUAAAGUAACUUCUGUCUCCUUUAUAUUACCAUAACUUAAUACCUGGACUUUGUACAUUUUAUAACAGGUGAUUUGGGUAGAGGGGUUGUGUGUGUGUUUUCUAGUGUAUUCAUUUGAGAACUGUGAAGAAAAUGGGGCCCAUUGUGUAUCAGAGUUAUCACCUGUGCUAGAUAUGCGGUUAGGGGUUAGAGGUAAGGGGUCAGGGGUAAAAUGUGGAGAGAUUGAGUAUCUAUGGAAGAUAUGACAUAUCUAGAGGGAUGAAGUGAGGUGGGAGAGAGAGAGAGAGAGAGAGAGAGAGAGAGAGAGAGAGAGAGAGAGACAGACAGA
Coregonus clupeaformis (lake whitefish) is the source of this 8867-nucleotide messenger RNA. RefSeq names its product NHS-like protein 1. The record is from RefSeq and is a predicted model, not a curated record. The coding region runs from base 1 to 6555 and encodes 2184 amino acids. Gene Ontology annotation, biological process: cell differentiation. The transcript is spliced from 11 exons. NCBI's taxonomy places the organism in Eukaryota, Metazoa, Chordata, Actinopteri, Salmoniformes, Salmonidae.